GGUUAAACGUAAUAAGUGAGGACGUGGAGGAUGAAAUGAAAGAUGAAGAAAAGGAAGCAACCGAACCGGAGGAUCCAAAAAAACCUAAAAAAAAAACAAAUGAACAAGAAGAGUCUCAAAAUUACAUACAUGAUAUUUUACCUUCAGGAAAAGUCUCGACAAAAAGUACACGCCUUGGAGAAUUGCAGCAAAGUGACAAUGAAAUAUCACCUUUACUUGAAAGUGCUCAACCAUUAGAAACGACUCAACCGAUGCUAUCAUCCAGUAAAAACAAUUUUGGCAGUGCAAAUAAGCCGUUUGUCCAUGAGAGCAUGGGAUUAAGCGUCAUACCAAAAGAUACACAUUCUGUGUCUGAAUGGGUACAAGAUGAUAAAAAAGAAUCCUUAAUACUUGAUAAUCAAAAAGAAAAUUCAAAGGGAAGUAGCGAAAAACGGCUAUCUGGGUCUUUUACAUCGAAAUUAGGAGGAAUAGAAGAAGAGUCAGAAGAACCAGAACAGUUAGAGCAAAAACAGCCAGAAUUAAUAAAAAACACUAGUACUCGCAAAAUACGGACAAUGUUUUCAAAGGAAACACAUUUAGAAGAACCUAAGUCAGAGCCCAUAAAAAAAUCGACUGGUGCAAAAAUCACACGUCGCCUGUUUCCUUCAAUACAAGCUAGAAGAACUGCAACUCCUAUGUUGACAGUUAAUACCCCAUUACCAAUGCUGUCACUUUCUGAUCAAUCGGACAUAUCACCAUUUCCAUCCGCGCCAAUAACACCAUCUAUAUCAAUGGCAUCAACUACCCCUUCAUCUGCUAAAUCAAUGGCAUCGUGGCGAUGGCCAAAAAGACCUUUUAGUCCUGCUCGGGAAAAACAUAAAGAACCACAAAGUCCUAUAUCUGAGGAUAAUCCAGCAGAUCAUAUAGGAAAGGUAGGGAAUCUAUGGGCAAAAAAGACGUUAGGACAAUUAAGAAAAUAUCAUCAACGUCGCAGUCCAAGUAUAUUAGGUAGAAAAUUUGGACUGACGAGUCCUAUAAAAGAGUCGCAUGGUCCAUUACAAUCACCUGUGAGCGACAUAUCCGAUUCUAAAAAAUCGACAACGGUGCAAGUAUUGGAAGAGACACUAGAAACAAUUAAUGAGGAGGAUGAAGAUGAGGAAAUUGGCAUCUGGUCGAGCGAAGAAGUGGAUCUUACGGAACCUUGUACGGAGGAGAAGAAAAAUUUGUCACCUACAUCCAUGAAUGUAUUGAAUCGACAGAUCAUUGAAGAGGUUGUUGAAGAACCACACGGAAUGAGAGUUUCACCAGAAUAUUUAACGGUAGUUGGAGGCCCAUCAGUAAAUGCAGCCAGUCCUAACGCAUCAUCUGCCUCGCUCCCACUUCGAAGUAACCCAAGUAGUAGUUCAUUAGCAAAACAUAAUGCUAAACCAUUAUUUGAGACCACAUUUACAAUUUCCAACAAUACAAAUGAACCUUUCUGA
Messenger RNA from Racocetra persica, 1460 nucleotides. The record is from the annotation of a GenBank genome assembly. NCBI's taxonomy places the organism in Eukaryota, Fungi, Glomeromycota, Glomeromycetes, Diversisporales, Gigasporaceae.